Molecule: messenger RNA, 720 nt
Organism: Peronospora farinosa
Lineage: Eukaryota; Oomycota; Peronosporomycetes; Peronosporales; Peronosporaceae
Source: the annotation of a GenBank genome assembly
AUGACGACUGCACACCGUCCGACCUGGCACGCCGCUGUAGGUCAAUCAAAUGAAGGAGGAUGGCAUGCUGGAGGCAAAUUAAGUGACCAGAUUUCAGCACGUGACUUGCCAGCUCACAGGCAUUUAAAACUCCGCCAAGUUGGACAGGGUACAGCUAAUGAGGUGGAGCUGCUGGAUUUACGCCAAGAAUUGGAGCGGAAGGAGGAGAAGCAUGAGCUGGAAAAAGGGCUAAAGAAAGACACGGCACAAGACAAAUUGCGACGUCUAGAGCAGAAUAAGAAGAUUUUGUUGCUGGGUGACGCUGAGGCGGACGAAAAAGAGUCGCAGUUGAUGGCAGUGGCAUGUAAGUACAAUGAUGCAGACGAUGGCGCGGACUCAGACGAGUCAAGUGACGCUGACAGUGACAGCGAUGAUGAAGAUGAAGAGGCUGAACUCAUGAGAGAGCUUGAGAAAAUCAAGCAAGAGCGUGAAGAGGAACGGCAACGUAAAGAGAAAGAAGAACAGAAGGCUGCCGAACAACAAUCUCGCGAAGAGAUACUUCAAGGGAAUCCGCUGACCCAGCAGCAAGCUGCAAGUAGCGCCAAGAUGAAGCGUCGAUGGAAUGACGACGUGGUGUUUAAGAACCAGUCUCGCAACGAGCCGGUGGUUAAGAAGCAAUUCAUCAACGAUACAAUCCGUAACGACUUUCACCGCCGUUUCCUGAACAAGUACAUUCAGUAA